UCGACCGGCUCCCCUCCUCCCCCGCGCGCAUCGGAUCCCCCUACAUAAACCCUCUCGCUCGCCAUCGCCAUGGCAGCAACUCCCCUCCUCCACUAGACCACCAUGCACAGAUCGAUGGCCUCUCAGGCGGUGGCGCCCCUCCUCCUCAUCCUCAUGCUCGCGGCGGCGGCGGGGGGCGCGUCGGCGGCGGUGCAGUGCGGGCAGGUGAUGCAGCUGAUGGCGCCGUGCAUGCCGUACCUCGCCGGCGCCCCCGGGAUGACGCCCUACGGCAUCUGCUGCGACAGCCUCGGCGUGCUCAACCGGAUGGCCCCGGCCCCCGCCGACCGCGUCGCCGUCUGCAACUGCGUCAAGGACGCCGCCGCCGGCUUCCCCGCCGUCGACUUCUCCCGCGCCUCCGCCCUCCCCGCCGCCUGCGGCCUCUCCAUCAGCUUCACCAUCGCCCCCAACAUGGACUGCAACCAGGUUACAGAGGAACUGAGAAUCUGAGAGCGUGAGGAAUCGAGUUCAUGUUGCAUUUAUCAUCAAUCAUCAUCGACUAGAUCAAUAAAUCGAGCAAAGCUUUGAUAAAGAGCGAGCCGCCUUAAUUAAUUUACAAUAAUCUUGGAUGUCAUCCUGCAUGCGUGUAUGAUCACACGGUUGUUUAAUUAGGCACUUUAAUUUUGCACUGUCGUGUGUUACUUAUUCCUGAUCUCUACUAUACGGUGACUAACCCCUGAUCAAAAGUUUAAUUCAACAUGUUUUCGAGUA
This is a messenger RNA of Oryza sativa Japonica Group (Japanese rice), 747 nucleotides long. The record is from RefSeq and is a predicted model, not a curated record. Lineage: Eukaryota; Viridiplantae; Streptophyta; Magnoliopsida; Poales; Poaceae.